CGUGGACCGACCCGUUCCUCACACAGGAGAUGGACUUGUUCCUGAACCAGGAGGAGUGACGUGACUCUGCAGACCCUUCGGAGAAGCUGCAGCUCCCAAGCCGCUCCAGCAGAAACCAUGAACCAGCUUCCAGUCUUCGUCGUCUUCAGCCUUCUGGUGUCUGAGUGCUACGGCGGCUGUGCCGAGGUGGACUCUGAGACUGAAGCUGUGGCCGGGGGAGGAUUCCUGCUGGGCUGCAUCUCCUGUAAGACACGGGAGGAGGUUCCCGCUCGGGCCACGGUGGACUGGCACUUCAAGCCAGCCGGAGAGGAGAAGUUCAGGCAUAUUUUCCACUAUGACCAUCCCAACGCCACCGUCUUUCAUCCGGACUUCCAUGACCGCCUAGAGUGGCAUGGGACGCUCAACCCCGAUGUGCAGACCGGCGCCGUUUACCUUCAGAACGUCACCUUCAAUGACACGGGGACCUACCGCUGCACCUUCCGCCGCACGCUUUUGCUGUCCCUGUCUCACCAGCUGGUCAUCGUGGAGAAAGAGGUGGAGCUCACAGUAGUGGCUGAAGCGAGUCCGGAGCUGGUCGCUGUGGUCUCUGAGAUUAUGAUGUAUGUGCUGAUCGUGGGGCUGCAGCUGUGGCUCAUCGCCGUUCUGAUCUACUGCUACAAGAAGAUCUGGGACGAGCACGAGAGGCACGAGGCCAGGAAGGCCCUGAGAGCUCAGGCCGAACUGUUGCAGGAAAAGGAAAACGGUGGAGGAGACCAGACGGAGAAACUCGACAGGAAGGCGUCUUUGGAGUGAUGAUGGCUUCAACACAGAAGUCCACAGAAACAUGUUCUUUUAAUAGUAUUCUUUGUUUUUCUUUUUUUCAUAAGAGAAGUUCAGUGCAGGAAAUGUACUUCCUCUCAGGAAAUGCAAAAUGUAAAUAAAAAUUUUGAUGCUUAUAUAAA
Molecule: messenger RNA, 941 nt
Organism: Oryzias latipes (Japanese medaka)
Lineage: Eukaryota; Metazoa; Chordata; Actinopteri; Beloniformes; Adrianichthyidae
Product: sodium channel regulatory subunit beta-1
Biological process (GO): cardiac muscle cell action potential involved in contraction; sodium ion transport; regulation of sodium ion transmembrane transporter activity
Cellular component (GO): voltage-gated sodium channel complex
Molecular function (GO): sodium channel inhibitor activity; transmembrane transporter binding
Source: RefSeq, a predicted model, not a curated record